Molecule: messenger RNA, 2162 nt
Organism: Pristis pectinata (smalltooth sawfish)
Lineage: Eukaryota; Metazoa; Chordata; Chondrichthyes; Rhinopristiformes; Pristidae
Product: leiomodin-2-like
Exons: 3
Coding region: 30-1697 (555 amino acids)
Biological process (GO): myofibril assembly; pointed-end actin filament capping; muscle contraction
Cellular component (GO): striated muscle thin filament; myofibril
Molecular function (GO): actin binding; tropomyosin binding
Source: RefSeq, a predicted model, not a curated record
CUUGCUGCUUCACCGCACAGACCUGUAAAAUGUCACAGUUCGGUUACAGAAAAGAACUGUCGAAGUACGAGGACAUAGACGAGGAUGAAAUCCUUGCCUCCCUGACUUCAGAUGAGCUGAAGGAACUGGAGAGGGAGUUGGACAAUAUCGACCCCAACGAGUUUGUUCCCAUUGGGCUUAGGCAGAAAGACCAAACAGACAAAACUCCUCAAGGAACAUUCAGCAGAGAGGCAUUGAUGGCAUACUGGGAACAAGAAACACAGAAACUGCUGGAAAAAGAGCGACUUUGCGCUGAACCAAACCAGACACAAAUCAAUGAAGCCGGCAAAGGGAAUACUGAAGAUGACCAUGAAAGUGAAAGUGAAGAUGAUGAUGUAGACAUAAAUGAAUGUACGUCUGAAACAACAAGUGAAGAAGAUGAAAUUGUAACUGAGGAGGAGGAAGAGGAGGAGGAGGAGGAGGAGGAGGAGGAAGAGAAUGAGAAUGUACAAGAAAUUUUUGACAAGAGAUUGAUUCGCAGUAACGGCCAGCUUGGAUCACAAAGAUGUAACGGGCAUAUUGAUAACCAACCGAUGAUAAAUGGCUUCAGCAAAGAAAAAAUCACAGAAGAUGAUCCAAAUCUCAAAGUGGUUGCCAGCCGAAACACAACUGUUGUUGAAGAUGCCCUUGACAGUAUCAAAAAUAAUGACACUGAGAAAACAGAAAUCAACUUGAAUAACAUUGAGAAUAUAAGCACUGCAACCUUCAAACUUAUUGCAGAAGCUCUGAAACAUAAUACAGUUGUUAAAAAUUUGAGCCUGGCGAACACCCAUGCUGAUGACCAAGCGGCUUGUGCAUUAGCUGACAUGCUACAGGUUAACAGAACAAUCACUAACUUAAAUAUUGACUCCAACUAUAUUACAGGCAAGGGAAUCUUAGCCAUCAUAAGAGCCAUACAGCACAAUGGUAUAUUAACAGAACUUAGAUUCCACAAUCAAAGACAUAUAUGCGGAGGGCAGGUUGAAAUGGAAAUAGCCAACCUUUUGAAAGAAAAUACAACUCUCAUGAAAUUAGGCUACCAUUUUGAACUGCCUGGACCACGAAUGACAAUGACAAGUAUCCUAACCAGGAAUCUGGACAAACAGAGGCAGAAACGCCUCCAAGAGCAAAAGCAGCAACAGGAAAUGGACAAACUUCUUGGUUUUGAGGGACCAUCAAACCCACGGACAUCUGCUUUACAGAAGGAUUCACCUAGAUCCUCCCCCCGUCCUUCUCCAAAGAGCUCACCCUGGUCAUCUCCCAAAGUAGUCAAGAAAAUUCACUGCCAAAAAUCUGCCGUUCCUCCCCCACCACCCCCACCACCCCUCCCAGAGAAGCUUGUAUUCCCUGCUCCACCUCCUCCUCCUCCACUACCAGUGCAGCCAACCCCGAGCAGGAAUAUCGCUGAAGCCAUUAAGCUUCAAGAGCUGAAAUUAAAGAAUAUCUGUCAAAACGGUAAAGUCAAGAAAAGCAAAAGCAUCAAGAAGAAGCAACACAAAGAAAAUAAUGUGUUGAAAGAGCUCAAAAACUCUCUAAAACCAAUUUCAGACCAAAGAUCAGAAGAUGGAUCAAGACCAGCAACCCCUCAUACAACGUUACAUGACGAACUUAUGUCAGCUAUCCGAGGAAGCAGCAUAAAACAACUAAGACGAGUUGAAGUUCCAGAAUAUCUUCGAUGAAUAAACAAGUUGCCUUUUCAGCGAGAAGGAAUGAUACAAAUCUAUUCAAGAACAGCUCCUGAAAAUGUGGCAACAGCUGCAGUUAUUGAACAGACACCAGCGCUGAUGUCCACAGAAGUUCAGUGGAGCAUUAUGUACAUUUUCAGGCUCACCACUCAACAGUGCUGAGUAUUCUAAUGUGUGAAGUGGCCCUUGAGGUUUUUUUUAGCUGUAGUCAAAGGAUGCGAUGCGUCUUAAUGAGAAAAUGAUUAUCAGAAAGUAAAUCUAUUUAUAUGUAUAUAUGUAAACAGAUGGAUUUUCUAUUUAAGUAGAAUGAUUUGCAUAUAUUGUAAUGUGUUGAAUGAAAACAAAUAUUUUUGGAAAUGAUUUAGAGGCAAGCUGUGUGAACUGCAUCGGUUGACGUUAAACUAUUAAAACUUUCAAUACUGUUACAUAAGUAGUUUCUUUUCCAGUGUCUGUGGAAUG